AUGUCACUCUCCUCCCCGCAACUGCCGGCAACCUCUCCGCCCAAGUCCGCCCAUUACCAUCCCGUAUCGACCGCCGCCGCCACAUAUCCCUUCCAGCCAAUCUACGAUACUGCGCAUCAAUCCUUCGAUCCGUCCAGGUUCUCCCCAACGAUAUCUCCCACGCAUAAUCCAGCCGCUGUUCAGUAUCCUCCGGCACACCUGCCGCUUGACGCCUCGCCGGCUACCAUUCAACGGUUCCACAGCGUAUCUCCCUCCAAUCUGCGCGCCUCCCUCGCCCCUCGCCCCUCUCUACCACAUCUUCUCCCACAGCAUUUGCAGUCUGACGUCGGCUUGAGCCUCGACGGCACUGCGCCGCUCUCCCGAUCCGUCUCUGUCGAUACUGCUGCGCCGCCUCAGCCGUCUGCCCAGCUUGUGCAGCGGUUGCAACAGCAAAACUCAGCCAUCCGCGAAGCCUGGGCUGCCGAACGAACUUAUCUCGAAGCGAAUCGCCGCCGUGUAGAAGAGGUGUACCAGGAGGAACGAGCCAUCAUGGAAGACAUUCGUGAUACAUGGCAGUCCGAAAAGGACGAUAUGCAGCGGGAAAUGCAGGCUCUCCGCGAACGCAUCCAGAGGCUAGAAGGAGAGAAUGCCGCUCUUCGCGCCAUUGCCUCUCCAAGAGGGUCGCCUAGCUUCCUCCCUGGUAGAGCUCCGCGAGACGGAUCAAGUGAUGGCUCACUAAAUUCAAGAGCAAGAUCGCAAAACCCGCCGGCCUCCGGCUCCCGCCAAAUCCUCGCCGAUCUCUCGUCGCUCCCUCCCGGUCUUGAAGGUGCGUCCCGACGACCUCAUUUUGCUAGCCCUGGCAAUCCUUCGCAUCUCUCUCCAACACAUGUCGGCUCUCCUCCGUUUGCUCCUAUAGAUCCACGAACACAGCCUCAAGUUUCUAGUCAGCAGGACUUUCUAGCUUCCCAUGACGGCUCCAGCGAUUCACCAAUUCCUGUCAUUGACGUCCACGAAAUCGACCCAAAGCUUGAGGGAAUCCCCAUCAAGGCCACCGCUGUACAGAAGAGUACAUUCUCUGAAGUCUCCAACGCUUCGUCUUCAGUAGCAUCUCCUCCAGCUGCUAGCAGUGAUCAGCAUCAAGAGUCGGCGGGUGAACAAAAUAGCCUCCUUGUCUCCAAGGCGCAAACACUGCAAGCAUUGGCUGCGGGAGAAUUUCGACGCCGCACUCUACAUGCCGGGCACACGCCAAACCACUCCAUCUCUGCGUUUCCGACCAUGACUGCUACUGACAGUACAUCGGCAAACUCGGGCACAGGGCAGAGCGAAGCCGCGACACCGAAGGCUGCCAAAACCGAGCCUCUUGACUCGGAGCAUGAUUCGGACUCUGCCAAUGAACUGCGGCACCAGACCAGCUAUACAGAUGCUCCUCCUGGAGAAGGUGUGUUUGCAGCAGACGAGCAAGAUCCCAUCUUCGAGCCAGAGGACGACAAGCCUCUCAAGGGGCCGCUCAUGGUCAAAAACAUUCCCGCUCAAGACGAGAUCUUUUGGGCUCAAGUGAACAAGAAGCUUGAACCAAUCAGCCACGGCGAAGAUGCCCUCCCAACUGUCAUUAAGUCGCAGCUCGACCAGGCCGACUCCGAUAUGCAAUCGUCUGCGAGCAAGUCAGUAGCAGUCGGUGGUGACGGAGCUGCGGACGACGACCUCGACGAUUCAAGUUUCAGUCCGUCGGCACAGGCUUCCAAGCUCGAGGCUGAUGUUCCCCUGAAGCUCCGAACAACCACAAACUUUGGCGCACCUUUUGGUUCUUCAUAG
[Torrubiella] hemipterigena is the source of this 1791-nucleotide messenger RNA. The record is from the annotation of a GenBank genome assembly. Lineage: Eukaryota; Fungi; Ascomycota; Sordariomycetes; Hypocreales; Clavicipitaceae.